Messenger RNA from Condylura cristata (star-nosed mole), 1919 nucleotides. It is a transcript of the gene DNAJC9, whose product is annotated as DnaJ (Hsp40) homolog, subfamily C, member 9. Gene Ontology annotation, cellular component: cytoplasm; nucleus. The coding region runs from base 75 to 857 and encodes 260 amino acids. The transcript is spliced from 5 exons. The record is from RefSeq and is a predicted model, not a curated record. Lineage: Eukaryota; Metazoa; Chordata; Mammalia; Eulipotyphla; Talpidae. Gene Ontology annotation, molecular function: heat shock protein binding.
CAGCGCUCUGCCUAGUGCGGCAAGAACCGGUUGUUUUUCCCGAGGCCACGGCCCGCUACGCCCCUCAGCUGGCCAUGGGGCUUCUGGAGCUGUGCGAGGAAGCGUUCGGCACCUCAGACCUUUACCGAGUACUGGGCGUGCGGCGUGAGGCCUCUGACGGCGAGAUUCGGCGCGGCUACCACAAGGUGUCCCUGCAGGUGCAUCCGGACCGGGUGGACGAGGGAGACAAGGAGGAUGCCACUCGCCGCUUCCAGAUUCUCGGAAAAGUCUAUUCGGUUCUGAGUGACAAAGAACAGAGAGCCGUGUACGAUGAGCAGGGAAUAGUGAACGAAGACUCCGAUGUGCUCAACGAGGAUCGGGACUGGGAAGCGUAUUGGAGGUUACUCUUUAAGAAGAUAUCUCUAGAGGAUAUUCAAGCUUUUGAAAAAACAUACAAAGGUUCUGAAGAAGAGCUAAACGAUAUUAAACAGGCCUAUCUGGACUUCAAGGGUGACAUGGAUCAGAUCAUGGAAUCUGUACUGUGUGUGCAGUAUACAGAUGAACCCAGGAUAAGGAACAUUAUUCAGCAAGCCAUUGAUGCCAGAGAGAUUCCAUCCUUUAAAGCCUUUGUCAAAGAAUCAAAACAAAAGAUGAAUGCAAGGAAAAGGAGGGCUCAGGAAGAGGCUAAAGAAGCUGAAAUGAGCAGGAAGGAGUUGGGGCUUGAUGAAGGAAUAGAUAACUUGAAAGCAGUCAUUCAGAGUAGACAAAAGGAUCGGCAAAAGGAAAUGGACAGUUUUCUGGCUCAGAUGGAAGCAAAGUACUGCAAACCUUCCAAACGAGGAGGGAAAAAAACAACUCUCAAGAAAGAAAAGAAAUAAUGGAAUUUUUCUUCAAAAGUCUUUAGGUGUUAAUUGUAGCACUGUAGACAAGGUACAGUCAAAAUUUGAAGACAGAAGUCAACCCAACCCUUGAGAAAAGUCUUUUUCUAGCCUAAAUUAUUUAAAUUGACUAUAAACCAAGCAGAAUCUUUCAACUUGAUUUUAGUAUGUCCUAGAAAUUCCCUGACAUUCUAUGAGGUCUUCAGAUGAAAGAAUUCAGUGGUGAUAGUUGGGGGAAGGGAACAGGUGGAAUAUGACCUGACAGCACUUGCUUCUGUGGACCUGUUCUACAAUGAUCUCUAUUUAGAAUGUAGGUCUGUCCAUACUGCCUUUAGCAGUUGUCAUUUUGCCAUACAGGAGGAAGCCACAAAAUAUUCAUAGUAAUGUGCAUGCUUACUGGGAAAAAAAUUUACCUAAUUAGAAGGCCUUCAAUGAAAAGGUGGACAUCUAACAAAUACUAGCCUCUUUUCUUUCCACCUAAUGGUUUUGAAUAGACCUUCUCUCUAUGUUUUACUUAAACCAAGUUUUGUACUCUCUGCUUAAAUAUCAAAGAAGUGCUUAGUAUUACUUCAAGUGUCUUUUUAAGAAUUAUACUUUAUUAAAUAAGUAAAACAAUUGCUAAGUAUUUGGGACUUUGAAAAUGAUCAACCCGUGGUCAUUUAAAAUGUGUUCUUGAAAAAAGUGUAUUUAAUAUAGAGAAGAAACGUCCAAGGUAGUGUUAUAUAGUAGAUAGCCCCAAUUUGAGUAACAUAAAGAGAUGGGUGUUGUAGUGUUGGCUGUAACUGCAUUUCAUGGAGUCUGUCUGAACUUGUUUUCUCAUCUAUAAAAGAAUUGUGCUAAAUAUUUCUUAGGGACCCCUUCCAAUCCACCUUUAACUUCGAAAGGGAAGCCAUCCAGUGGUUUGUUAUAAUGUACUCAUGAUUUGCAAGAAUAGCACGGAAUUUCACUUAUAUUUGUUGAGUUUUUAUAUAUUCAUUACAAUAUUUGGAAGUUCUUUUUUUAAGGACUUUCAAUUUAAAAUGACUUGUCGACUAAUAUAUUUAAUACCACAUGAAUAAAACA